AUAUGCUAGCUAUGUGCUUUUGCUUUUAGCCACUAUCCGUGGCUUGAAGCCAUGCACAUGGAUUUUUGGGGACGCCCCACGCCUCAACCAAGUGCAUCAUGCAUCAUCGUCUCCCCAACCAUGCAGCCACGACGAUGGCGGCUGCAACUUGCAUGCAAUCGGCGGCGCCGUGAAGUACAUACUUUGUACAUACUCCAUCUGCUGCAUGCUAACUCCAUGGUGUGGUAUUGAUACUGUUUCUUAUAUAUCCACGACCAAUUUACUUUCAUAGCAGUUCUUGAUUGUAUGUGUGUAUAUAACUCUGUAAUCCUACGGAACAUUUUGAUCUGUGUAAUUCCUAGAAUCAAAAUUAUUUGUUAUGCAUCCACGACCUUGGCUUUAGUUUAAUACUAAUUAAUUAGUUCAUAUCAGUUAUUUCCAUCCAGUGUUCUUGAUUGUAUGGAAUAAUUUAUGGCCGUGCUAUCCAAUAAUUUGGAGCCUAAAGCUCUUGGUUUGCUUUUCCAGUUGAGAUGGUAUCUAUAUAUUGCACAGAUGGCCGCUACUACUUGUGGAUCGGAGAAGGGUACACCGAGAUAUCAGAAGAUCUAAAAACUCCCAUUUGUUUCUCAAGUGACAAUAAUUAUCUUCUCUAUAAAUAUAAUCGGGCCAAUGAGAGUGCUGCGUUUGCUUCGCCGCGACUCAAAAAAAUCAGGGGAGAGGGAGGGAGGGAGAUGUUCAUGGCAUACCUCACAGCUGGUUGCUUGCAGUUUGUUCUUUCAACUUUCAACAAUUCAAUGGGGGUAAGUUGCUCUCGGCUACACAUUGUUGCAUUGCAAGCAAGUAGCUAGCGGUAUAGUUUUUUUCUGCCACGAUAUGGCGGCCGGAUGCCUUUAAAUACGACAGCUGCCUCGACCCGUCUCCUCAAUCAGCUCACCACGUAUGCAAAACCAAUCACGAGCAAACAAGCUCCCCUUCCGUCCCAAUACCAAACUCCCGGCUCCAUUCUCUAGCUGCCUCGCCGCCGAUCAUCGUCGCCUACCAUGGCCUGCACUCACCAGGACGUCGUGUUCGAGGUGAACGCCGUCGGCUGGGCUCCCUGCGGCGCGGGCACGGCGCUGUCCCUGCACCACGAGGACGACCCGGCGAGGCUCCCCACGGCGGCGGCCGUUGGGCAGCACGGCCACGAGCCCAGUGGCCGGUACGUCCUCGCCGCGGGCCGCGCCGGCGAGGACGACGGCCUGUGCCAGGCGAUCGCCCCGGGCGCGCUCAAGCCCCGCGUCACGUACCGCGUCGCCGGCUGGAUCAGCGUCGCCGGCCAAGCGGCGGCGGCGGAGGAGGAGGACGGAGCAGGCCACCCCGUUCGUGUCAGCAUCCGCGUGGGCGGCGACGGCGACGGGAGCCGCGUCGUCGACGGCGGCGCGGUCUGCGCCGAGCCCGGCAGGUGGGCGGAGAUCAAGGGCGCGUUCCGGCUCAGGGAGGAGAGCCCCCGCGGCGCGGCGGUUGUUCGCGUGCAUGGGGCGCCGGCCGGCGUCGAUGUCAAGGUCAUGGACCUCCGGAUCAUCGCCACCGACCGCAAGGCGCGCUUCAGCCACCUCAAGGACAAGACGGACAAGGUGCGCAAGCGCGACGUGCUCCUCAGGUGCGCAAGCGCGGCGUCGGCGGGGGCGUCGGUGCGCGUGGUGCAGCUGGACAACGCCUUCCCGCUGGGCAGCUGCAUCAACUGCGAGGUUAUCAAGAUCCCGGCCUUCGUGGACUUCUUCACCACCCACUUCGACUGGGCUGUCUUCGAGAACGAGCUCAAGUGGUACUGGACGGAGGCGCAGCGGGGCCAGCUCAACUACGCCGACGCCGACCGCCUCCUCGACUUCUGCGACCGCGCCGGGAAGCCCGUGCGCGGCCACUGCAUCUUCUGGGCCGUCGACGGCGACGUCCAGCAGUGGAUCAAGGACAUCCCCGCCGGCGACCGGGACCAGCUCGCGGCCGCCGUGGAGUCCCGCAUCCGGGGCCUCCUCGGACGCUAUGCCGGCCGGUUCCCGCACUACGACGUCAACAACGAGAUGCUCCACGGCCGCUUCUUCCGCGACCGCCUCGGCGACGCCGUCGCGCCGCUCAUGUUCCGGGAGGCGGCGCGGCUCGACCCCGGCGCCGCGCUCUUCGUCAACGACUACAACGUCGAGUGCGGCAACGACCCCAACGCGACGCCGGAGAAGUACGUGGAGCUUAUCGCGGAGCUCCAGCGCGGCGGCGCGCAGGUGGGCGGGAUCGGGCUGCAGGGUCACGUCAGCAACCCCGUCGGGGAGGUCAUCUGCGACGCGCUCGACAAGCUCUCCGCCGCCACGGGCCUGCCCGUCUGGAUCACCGAGCUCGACGUGUGCGAGCCCGACGAGGCGCUCCGCGCCGACGACCUCGAGGUGGUGCUCCGGGAGGCGUACGCGCACCCGGCCGUGGAGGGGGUCGUGUUCUGGGGGUUCAUGCAGGGCCACAUGUGGCGCCCGGACGCCGCCCUCGUCAACGCCGACGGCACCGUCAACGGCGCCGGGCAGAGGUUCGUCGAGCUCCGGAAUGAGUGGACCACCGACGCGCGAGGGCGCCUCGACGGUGACGGGCAGUUCAGGUUCAGGGGCUUCCAUGGCACCUACGUGGCGCAGGUCACCACAGCGGCCGGGAAGAUGCUCAAGGCAUUCACCGUCGACAAAGGGGACGCGGCGCUCGUGCUGGACAUGGAUGUCUGACUACACCGCCAUUGACUAUUACACCAAUACAUAUAUACCUAUCUGCACUAAUUAAUUCGAUGACUAGACCCUAACAAUCCCCCCCUCAUGCCCUCAACCAAACAUGAAUCUAGUGAGGAUCUGAUUGGAUGUGAGAUUUGGAUCCAAAGCCCCCUAAUACUCUAUAAUGGGUAUUUUAAAAGAGUGAUGUAUUGUAUGUAUUGGCUUAGCUUAAUUAGGAUAAUAUGAAUAAAUAAAGUAUAACGAGCUAUUCCCCUUUUAUA
Molecule: messenger RNA, 2974 nt
Organism: Setaria italica (foxtail millet)
Lineage: Eukaryota; Viridiplantae; Streptophyta; Magnoliopsida; Poales; Poaceae
Product: anti-sigma-I factor RsgI6
Exons: 3
Coding region: 1020-2711 (563 amino acids)
Biological process (GO): carbohydrate metabolic process
Molecular function (GO): hydrolase activity, hydrolyzing O-glycosyl compounds
Source: RefSeq, a predicted model, not a curated record